Molecule: messenger RNA, 426 nt
Organism: Volvox carteri f. nagariensis
Lineage: Eukaryota; Viridiplantae; Chlorophyta; Chlorophyceae; Chlamydomonadales; Volvocaceae
Exons: 3
Coding region: 1-426 (141 amino acids)
Source: RefSeq, a predicted model, not a curated record
AUGCAGCUCUUGGCGCAGCAAAAUCUGCUCUUGGAGGUUAUGCUGCGCAACGCUCCUUCCACAACGGCCGAGGAUGCCACGCGCUUCUUCGCUACAUUGUGUACGACAGCAGUGCCGGCUGCUGGCAAUCUCCUGACUGUGGGCAGUGGUGAUAUGACUUUCCUACUGCACAGUCCGAGCUGUCAGCUGUAUGUCCGAAAGUGCUAUCCGGACCUUUUCAAGGCCAUCUUCGAGUCGACGAAAACAAGGUUUGUUGUUACCGGGACGCCUAGGAUUGGCAAGAGUUACUUCUUUUACUACAUGCUGUUGCGGCUGCUGCACAGCCCAUCACCACCGCCCUUCAUCCUUUGGGAGCACUUCGGAAAACCUGGUGUAGUGGUGGGUUACACCCUUGUAUUAUGCUGUAUCGUGUGCUGGUGUGUAUAA